UUGUCAAACAAAAGUGACAACGAACGAAAUAAACAAAUAUUUAUUUAUUUAUAAUUAUAUUCAACCGUAGAUUUGGAUAUGGUUACACCAAAAAUGUCGAAGAAGGGUUUGGAAAAUGUAAAGCCAAUUGUAGGUGAAGCGGUUCCCUAUGAGUGUCCUUUCAGGGAGUUUCGAGAUAAUGAACUGCAAAUAGACACGUGGGGUUUGGGUCCAGCCAGCUUAAGAGCUCACAAUUACGUGGUGAAGGCAGCAGUGAAGCCCUCACAUGAUCAACAGGUCUGGAUUGAUGACCAGACCCAGCCACUGCCACGGUCAGCACACCACUUCCUCCACGGAUGGAUCCGGGCUGAAGAGCUGGCUGAUGAAAGAUGGGGUGCUGAAGUACACGUUUUUGAGGAAAGUGAUGGCAGUAGAAUGGUCGUAUCAGACAUGCAGCUCGGUCACUCCCAAGUACUGUUCAGGUCUUCCUUCUGCAGAGAAGUGCUAUCUGCUUGCUAUAUACUGGAACGAGUGGAAGGCUUAACGAUAGAACACCAGUCGGAGAUGUUUACAUGUACAUUCAGUCAGGAAGGGUGGCGACCGAAGUAUCAUAUUUACUCUCCCGGAAUGAAACCUGGGGGAGGAACGCAGCACAAGCCUGCUUUAUCUAAAAAUGGCUGCUACCUAGUACGUCUCUUCUACCUUGGAACCUGGCGCUGUGUGUGGGUCAGUGACUAUGUUCCAGUGGACUCCAACGGCGCACCCCUGCUACCAUUCUCCCCCCUCAUGACCCAUCCACCAGGUAAACCAGGGUCGAAGCAAGUACCACCUGCUGUGAUCUCCAACGUGGUGUAUUUGUGGCCUUUAUUGAUGACUAAGGCGCUGCUCAAGCUGGCUGCACCCGACAUGCAUACUGAUGACACUGGUUGCGUGGAAGAUGAUCCGCUGAAGGACUUUGACAUCAUGCACGCGUUGACUGGCUGUGUUAAUAUUUCGUAUAAAGUUGGUGGGCCCGAAGACCUCUGGAUACGGAUUAUAACUGAAGUUCCUCAGUUCACUUGGGAUGAUGACGAUGAGACCCAGCCUAGCACCGUCAAAUCCAGGAGCACUAAGAAACCUACUGCCAAGGAUCAAAAUAUUGUUAAGAUAGUAGCAUGCUUAUCGAGGAAGGCUAUAGAUCUACCACUGAAGAAACCUUUGCCAGAACCAGAGGUGGCCCUAUGGAAGUACUAUCGUUGGGUAGACUGGGCUAGAAGACAUGGUCUCUACGCCAUGUAUGACUGCCCUAGGACCAGGUUCCUCAAGGUCAAUGGUCUGAUGAAGCUCUCUUAUGCUCCUCAUCUCUUAGAUGUCCAGAGCACAGAAUCAAUCACACUUGGCUUCAUAGAGGAACACGCAACGGAUGAUGGGAGUGAUGGCAAAAGGAAAAAAGAUAAGAAGACGAAGGAACAGAUACGGACUGCAUUGAAUGCUGCUGCUGCACAGGCGCAACAUAUGAGAGAGGAGCUUAGGGAAUGGAUUCAGUACGCCGAGUUACACAGCCUAGUAAAAGACAUCCACGUUAUGUAUUACCCAUCAUCUUUCAACUUCGCAUCAGCUGGGAGUAAUCCUCCAGUGAGGCUUCCGUCGGCAAAGGCAUCUACCUUUCAAAGAACAUCAGACAUAACGGCUCCAAAAGGAGCUCCUGUGUACUUCCAAUUAGAUGGACCAGAUGUCAAUAAAAUAAGGAUGUCUUUAAGUUCAAUACAUCCCAGGAUCCUAGCCAAUACUGGAUCUCGUAUACCCGAUUAUAUAGAAAAAUCCAACUUCGUCCUAGAAAAAUUUGAAUGGUUCAAAGAUGUUGAGUUACCUAUUCCUACUGGCUUUGUGUGUACUAGGAGAUACCAGUCAGUUGAGAUAGAUUUUCCUCCAGGAAGGCACUUUUUUAGGAUCUGGGUACAUGCUCGAGUACAUUGGAGUUUUAAGGUGAUCAGUGACUCGACAGUACUUCUUGGCUCGAGAGAUAUCAUCCAAGGUGCUGCUGUCCGCGAAUGUCCAUGGGGUGCGAAGUUCCUCCUGAACCUUGGAUCAUCUUUUUCAAAUUGGAUCAAAGUACCCCGUACUAACCCACAUGUGGUAAUUCACGCUGAUAGGGAAUUUUUCAGAUCUUACGCACCUGAUCUGCCCUGGGACGUAGAAGUAGUUGGCUACGAUCCCCAUCUUCGGCACUGGAUGUUCAGGCAAGCACUCCAGUCAUAUUUGCAAAAAUCGCUAAACCAGACAGAAUGGAAAGCAGUAGCCCAUGUCCUGAGGAAAUAUUUCUCUGAUCCCGAUUUCGGUUUUACUGAAAAACCUAAACCGGCGAAAUCUUUAAGAGAGAUUGCCAAUAUGGAUGUUUGCGAUUGCGUGAUGCCUGAGAUUGAGGAGAUUGAAUUUUUCGAAGAACAGCCGUUUGAAGAACUUGACAUGGUAGUUGAAGAUCAAAAACCUUUGGUGGGUUCCGAGAUGAUGGCACAACUGUUGACGGAGCCAAAACCGCCAGUAACAUCUCAAGUCUGUGAAUUGGCGACGGAAGAGCUUCCCUGUGGACUUCUGAAGGAAGAAAGGGAGAAGAUGAUACGGAGACAUGAAGCUGCCACUGUCCUUCAGGCACAUUGGCGAGGUACUUGGGCUAGGAGAUGCUUGAAGUCUAACAUUACUUUUACUCCUGAUGUCACUAAAUAUAUGCAAGAUCAUGCAUUCGGGACAGUAGACACUUUAUCAAUGCUGAUGAACGAAUUCUUCGCUAUGUACCCUGGAGCUAAAUACGCGUACUCCGUAUCCUCAGCUCUUAGUGGAGUAUAUGGGCUGCAGCAGCAUACUGGAUCAACACCAGUGUCUCCUAAAUGCGUGUGGAUCCCAUACUUUCAAGGGGUUUUCUAUUGCCAUGUGCCUGUUAAGGUCCAUUUUGAUGUCCAUAGCAACUUGGCUCACAGUAUACUGGCUGUGUAUGAUAAUGAUUCGUCGAAACAGCUCCCUCAGGCCUACAACUCUCAUAUCACUUUCGAUUUUAAUCCAAAUGUUCUUGGCUACACAGUUGUAGGCCACGGCACACUAAACCGGGCUCCAGGAAUAAACCUGGACGCCCAUUGGCAGCUCACUGUCAUGUCCUGCCUGGACGGAGCGUUCCACGUCUGUGACAACGAGGACCCUUGCAAGGAGCAAGUCAUACCCCACACACAGAAGAUACAUGUCGAUGAAAUGUUCUUUCCAAACCGAAGGAAUAUUUUAGGAGGCAUCCAUUUGUCUGUGACGAAGCAUGAAUCUGUUAGCUUUAGAGCUGCCGCGUCUUCGCCUGAGUUGGAAAUGGUGGCAGUUUUGCGCACUAUAACGCCUGAGGGUAACUCUAUGGAGUUGGCAAAGUGUGAGGGUAAAGGAGAAAUCUACUGGCCCUUCAUCAGGCUGGAUCCACAGAUUGUUCAGAAAAAAUCGUCUGCUUACAUGAGCACACGAGAUCUAAAUGCGACAAGUGCCAGAUCAGUGUUCAGAGGUGGGAAAACUGCUAAAUCCACCGGGGCCAAAUCCAAUCGAUCUGUAUCUAAGAUUAAACCUGUCAUCCAGGAUCCAAAGUUUUAUUCAAUUGAGGUGACAUGCCCAUCAGGAUGGCCAUUGUCACUAGCCCAGUGGAAGCGAGUGGAUGAAGUUAUUAACUCUAUGGAAUUUAAUGUAGAACAUAUACAAAUACAAAAGAAAGCUGUGAAGGAAAAGGAAAAGCCCACAAAAGCAGCGUUAGCAAAAGACAAAGAGAAAGUAAUUAUGCCCCUAAACUACGCAGUGCAUCAGCCUCUACCUGGCGAUGCUUGUGUUGAGCUGGAGUGCGCCGUAGCAGUCGGAGGAGGAGUCAUCGCUAAGAGGGAUGAUGAGAGGGACGUGGAAUUCGCUAAUGCCAGGAAAUCAUGGGAUGCCACUGAACAUGGGAGGAAUGCGAGAGGUGCACAGAUCAGAAAAGAAUUUCGUGAGGAGUUUUUGGAUAUGCCACCCCCGCCGCCGGAGCCUUCAUUAAGUAUAAGGAGCGGCAGCACUUAUAGAAGUUAUAACGACGAUCAAUCCAAGGACGUAUUUGAGGACAUGGAACCUGAAGAAAUAAAGGAUUUUAGAGAAGAUACUCAAGGACAAGGACCCUCGCCAGUAACCGAAAGUGGUAUGUUGGAGAUAUCUUUGGAGGUGGAAGAGGAAUCCAUGUACCUGACGAUGCCGGAGCAGCUCCGGGAUAAAUUCAAACCGCUGCACUUCUUACCUUUCUGCUACAAAGAAAAACUUCCAUAUGAAGCUGUCCUAGUAACUUCAGAUAUGGCAAGAGCAGCAGCAAAAGAUAGACAAGCGCGCUCCGAAGCUGCCAUAGAGCGCAUGAAAGAGCUACAACUCUUCAAUGAAAUACAUGUGCUGGGGAGACAGAGGGAUCGGUGCCAGGCACUGGAGAAACUGUUUGUGGAUGCCACCAUGUGUCCUGAGUUAAUAGAAGUGAUGGAGCAAAGAGAAGACGCUAUGAAAGAAGAAGUACUAGCUAGAACUAUGUCUGCAAACAGGAAGAAAAUGGAAGCUAAGAAGAUGGAAGUAAAGAAGACAGAAGUUAAAAAGACAGAAGGAAAAAAGAAGCAAUGAGAUUAUUUUUGUUUUACAAUUCUUGUUAGACGUAUUUAUCUUUAAUUUUUAAUUGGUUGUUGAUGUAACUGUUUGACAAGGUAGUUCGAUUAGUUUCAAGCCACGUCAGGGGCUCAUAUUCAUGAGUAGCAUAUACAACGUACAGCCAACUGGGCACUCGAAGAAGAUUAUUGUAAGACAAGGUAUUAAAGUUUAUUUAAUUUUGUUUUAAGAUUGG
Molecule: messenger RNA, 4816 nt
Organism: Spodoptera frugiperda (fall armyworm)
Lineage: Eukaryota; Metazoa; Arthropoda; Insecta; Lepidoptera; Noctuidae
Product: androglobin
Exons: 28
Coding region: 79-4599 (1506 amino acids)
Molecular function (GO): protein binding
Source: RefSeq, a predicted model, not a curated record